This is a messenger RNA of Aedes aegypti (yellow fever mosquito), 1482 nucleotides long. RefSeq lists its product as uncharacterized. The record is from RefSeq and is a predicted model, not a curated record. Lineage: Eukaryota; Metazoa; Arthropoda; Insecta; Diptera; Culicidae. The coding region runs from base 110 to 1435 and encodes 441 amino acids. The transcript is spliced from 2 exons.
AGCUAAUCACUCGGGAGAGUAACUGUUUACUAUCCGCAAAGCAAGAGUUUUUGUGUGAAAAAACGGAAAUUCCGUAAAUUUUACUUAGUUUGCUUAAAAAUAUCGAGAAAUGGAAGCAGGAUUUCGGAAAGCUGAUAUUAACUCUCUUCCAAAAGUGGAUUUUUAUAUGGUUCAGCACUUUUUGUCCACCAACGAUAAGUUCCGCGAUGCAAAUAAGCGUGGAAAGAUCCAAAGAUCCAGCAAUCCAGAUUACUUAAAGACAGCCAUAGGAAGAGUUCAAUACAAAAUCGAAAAUGAUGUGUUUACCGUCAAAGCUAGGGUAGUGCCGGAACACAAGGUAACCAAAAGGCAAUAUAGCGUUGUGGCCGUCAUCGAUAAUCAGGAGGAGGAGAUCAAGGACGUAUUCUGUGAAAGCGAGAGUGAUGGGUGUAAGGCAGCCGCUGGCGGCUGCAAGCACGCAGUGGCGUUUUUGUUUUAUCUUUAUGAGAAAUAUUCAUCACCAUCCCCAACUGAUACCACUUGUUUGUGGAAAGUACCACAACUAGCACGGGUCGAUGAAAACAUCGAUAAUUUCGAUUUGAGCUUGCACAAUCCAUCUGGUAUCAAAAGGAAAAAUGAUGUGGAAAAUGGAAGUGGUAGAUUUCUUGAAACGUUAUUAGGAAAAUGUCCCGACUCUCACACGAACACUGCUUUGAAGUAUCAUAAAUCAACUUCCCAAAGUGAUGCGUGUUGCAUGUACAAUUUGAUGCUAGAAUUCAAAUCACAACCUUUGUCAACCAACGACUCAAAAGCCUUCAUUUCCUUUUGUAAGUGCUCCAUUUCUGUACAAGCUUGUACCUCCAUUGAGGUGAAUACAAGAGGACAGAAUUCGUCAUUGUGGCACCGACUGAAGUUUGGUCGAAUUACUGCGUCAAAGUUAUAUGAACUGUCUCGUUGUUUGACUCCCGAUGGAUCAUUGGUUAAUGCUGUAAUGGGGUAUAGCAGCCAAACUACGGAAGCAAUGGAAAGGGGUCUACGGCUUGAGAAUAAGGUAGUCGAUAUUAUAAGUAAACAUUAUAAAAAUGUUAGACGAUGUGGUCUUUAUUUGCAUCCUCGAUAUCCUGCAUUUGGAGCUUCUCCUGAUGCAAUCAAUGAGAAUACUGUUUUUGAAAUCAAAUGUCCCUUUAAGGAAGAAAACAUCAAAUAUUACAUCAACAAAAAUGGAAAACUUAAAGAUAAAGUAAAUUGCCAAAUCCAUUUGCAAAUGGUUAUGACACAGAAAGAAAAUGGAGUUUUAGUGCUUGUUCGUCCUGGUUUUGAGAAGAAUCGAAAUCCUGAAAAGUUUGUAGAAUUCCAUGAAGUUAAUUUUGAUAAAGACUUUAUAACGAAAGCAAUGAAAUCUAGCUAUAAAUUUUGGUGUGAGCACAUUUUUAUUAAAUUGUAUGGGAGGUUUUAGGUAAGUUCGGAAGAAUAUUCAUAAAUAAAAUCACAAAUUUAAACAAA